AAAAAAACUUCCUGCUAACGUUGGCUACUGCUGCUCUCACACAGGUGGCUCGUACUCUGAAAUAGUUGAACUAAAGUAAAGAUCGUUAUUCUUGAACUGGACUCAACAUGCUGGUAAACAGCAGAGAGGAAGCGAGAGGCCCAACUCGUCGGAGAAUCUGUCUCCCUCCAGCAGGCGUACAACCCAACUGAGCCAUGUCAUCACGCGUGCUGCUUCGGCAGCAGCUGAUGCGGGAACAAGCCCAGGAACAAGAGAGACGGGAGGCCCAGCAGCAGGCCUCUGUGGCUCAGCUCAGGGCAACUGACUCCACCCCUGCAAUCUCUGUCACUCUGCCCCCAAUGGCUGCUCGCCCUCCGCCCACACAGGUGCCCGUGGAGGUGUUGAAGGUGCAGACCCAUCUGGAGAACCCCACCAAGUAUCACAUCCAGCAGUCUCAGAGGCAGCAGGUGAAGCAGUAUCUCUCCACCACCCUCGGCGAUAAGGUGGCACCUCAGACCCCGGGUGUGUCUCCCUUGCCACUGUCUAGCUCUGCCCCUGAGAUGGCUCCCACAGCCCUCAGUGCUCCAAACAGCUCAAUGGCUUUACUCAACCUGGGAUCCAACAAAGAGGAGAUAGAUGGCGUAAUUGACGACAUCAUCAGCCUUGAAUCAAGUUUCAAUGAUGACUUCAUGACGUUAAUUGACUUGGGUCUACAGCUGCCUAGUACGCUCCCCGGUAACCUCCUGGAUGUAUACCAUAGUCCUGGAAUGGCAGCACCUACCCUCACUGUCAGCAACUCCUGCCCUGCAGAUCUGACCAGUAUUAAAAGGGAAUACUCUGAUACCAAAGCGCUGGUGAAAGAAAGACAGAAGAAAGACAACCAUAACCUCAUUGAGAGGAGGCGGAGGUUUAACAUCAAUGACCGCAUAACGGAGCUGGGGUCCAUAAUACCAAAGUCAAGUGAUCCGGAGAUGCGCUGGAAUAAGGGCACCAUUCUGAAGACCUCGGUGGACUACAUCAGGAAGCUGCAGAAGGAGCAGCAGAGAGCCAAGGAGGUAGAGAUGCGUCAGAAGAAGCUGGAACAUGCUAACCACAGCUUGAUGCUGCGCAUCCAGGAGUUGGAGAUGCAGGCUCGGCUCCAUGGCCUCUCCAGCCCGGUGUCCCAUGGCCUGAGUUCAGACCCCUCCCUCCUCCAGCAGCAGCACCUUCAGCAGGGAGACCAUACACUGGGGCCCAGCACUGGAGAGGCCUGCUCCCAAACCUUUCUCAGCCUCGGGGCCGCAGCCAUGGCACAGCCUGUCCCUACCUCCUUCCUCUCCCCACCCUCCUCUGACUCCCCGGUGGGUGUGACCAUAAGCAGCCCCCUGGACCUGGGCAGUCUGAGCUUCCCUGAGCUGGAUGACCCCUCCAAUGCUGGGCUGUACCUAGACGUGGGGUUGGGGGACAUCCUCAUGGACGAGGAGUGCACACUGUCCCCAGAGAGGAUGGACCCGCUGUUUUUCGUGUCACCAGGUGCCUCAAAGACCAGCAGUCGUAGGAGCAGCUUCAGCAUGGAGGAGGACUUGUAGCGGGGUCAUACUGGGGUCAAAGUGGUAGAGAGAGACCAGGGAGUUGGGGAAUGAGAGGGUUGGGGAAAGAAGGAGGAGCACUGGAAAAUAAGAGCUAGAACAUAUGGGACUGGACUCUGCUUUAAAACAAACAGCCAACCGUUUCACAAAAAAUUACUUUGAUCUGAAUCAUGCGUUGGUACAAAAUAAAUUGCAAUCUUUUCCUCCCUUACCAAGUUAAUAUUGGUCCCUGAUCUUAGAACCCCCCCCCCCUUUCAGUACACCAUCAAUGAUGAAUACAAUGAUUUUCAAAUGGAACAUAGUAAAAUGAGGAUUUGGAUAUGGACAUAGAUUUUUAUUUUGAAAACCUUUUCUUGCAAGGCUCAACUCAACCAAGAUUUCCCUGCACAUAAAUUAAAGAGGAAACAUUGGUGGUUUAGUCAAGUACAGUGUUUUAUUGUAGAGUAUAUACAUUGUGCACUUUAACUUUUGUGGGAAGAAAGCAGUGAGGUUCUUGUCUAUUUAGUGAAAUUGGCAUGAACUACAUAACGGGUGCUCUAUUGAAUUUAGAUAUGUUUUAACUGGCUUGAAAAUCAGGGUUUGUACACUUAAAGUGCACAAGUGAAUGUGUUUUACACAUCUCAUGUUUGUCUAACAAAAAUGUACCAAAGGGAUAUUUUAUUAAAUAUAUGGCACAUGGUUUGUGAUAAAAAAUAAAUAUUUGACCUAUAAAAACAAAAAUGUAUAUAUAUAUAUUUACUGUAUCUUACAUUUUAAAAUAUUUGUGAACUUUCAAAACAUGUUUGUUGCACCUUUUCCUGUUGUUUAUGCAUUUUAAAAAGCUUUUGUCUGUUGAAUGGCUAUACAGCCAGAAUGUAACUCAACAAGACAAAGAUA
This is a messenger RNA of Coregonus clupeaformis (lake whitefish), 2423 nucleotides long. RefSeq names its product transcription factor binding to IGHM enhancer 3b (gene tfe3b). Gene Ontology annotation, cellular component: nucleus. The record is from RefSeq and is a predicted model, not a curated record. The transcript has 10 exons. Lineage: Eukaryota; Metazoa; Chordata; Actinopteri; Salmoniformes; Salmonidae. Bases 195 to 1547 code for a protein of 450 amino acids. Gene Ontology annotation, biological process: regulation of transcription by RNA polymerase II. Gene Ontology annotation, molecular function: RNA polymerase II cis-regulatory region sequence-specific DNA binding; DNA-binding transcription factor activity, RNA polymerase II-specific; protein dimerization activity.